Molecule: messenger RNA, 264 nt
Organism: Zea mays
Lineage: Eukaryota; Viridiplantae; Streptophyta; Magnoliopsida; Poales; Poaceae
Exons: 2
Coding region: 1-264 (87 amino acids)
Source: RefSeq, a predicted model, not a curated record
AUGCGUCGCUGUGUUCGGCAAGCUCCGGUGCAGCCAUCGCUUGGACGCGGUCCAGAGCGACUGUACCGCGCUGUCCAUCUUCAAAUAGGGGGACCUCAUGGUCGUCGCCAACGCCGACGACUAUCGGGUUGUUAUGGGCACCGCAUCCGACAAUGGCGCCGUCACACCGUUCGGCUCAUCAUCCACCUGAAGCUCAACAUCCCACAUUUAUGUAGAGGAGUAACACAUCCGGUGGUGCAACGGCUAGGUGUACUACCUCGCUGA